AUGGAACUGCCAAAAUCAGAUGAUGACGCGCCAUACGAAGAGCAGUCCAACGUCAUUGCUUCGCCGAGGAAAAGGAAACUAAGCGCAACCAAUGAUUUUCGCAACGCUGAGAACAGGUCCGAGCUAGGGAGUGGAGCUCCCGCUUCUGACUCAUCCAAAUGGCAAAAAGGCAUCGAAGGGAUCCCUUUGCAGAUGUCAGACAAAAAUCACCCGGCUUCACCUCCUUGGAUUCGAAUCCGAUCUCCAUCCAUUGAGGUCAUCAGUAAUCCGUUGUCACCACUUUCUUCGGAUACAGCUCCUUUGAUCGACAACUAUGCGCCUUCUGUUGAUCAUGAUGUUCAAAGUGGCGUGGAAAUGCCCUCCCGUCGUGUAACCGAUUUCGGUGUCAAUGCACCUGGUGUAUACAGCGAUGCGCCAACUGUAUCCUGGCGUAGAAUCCGCAUCCCCCGUGACCCUUCUCCACCCCCGGCCCGCGUCGUACUCCCAUACAUUCCUGAGGGGUCCGAAAAUUUACUUCAGCGUCACGCCAACGAGGUCUACAUGCAUGCCUCAUGCCACCCCAUUCUGGAAGACAGCAACGAGCACAUUGUCUUUAUGCGCCCACCUUUCCCAGAUGAUAUUGAACUGAUCGACACCAUUCUGGACCAUCUGGCACACAAUCGGGGUGUCAAACUAGAAGGAUUUCGCGACCCCGAUAUAAUCGAGGCUUUGAUGGCAGAUCACAUGGCGACUAGAUGGAAUGUUCAGCCUGCACGACUGGUAGAGGUUCAUGAUACUUUCCGAGGCAUGAAGACCCCCGGUAAACCGUUUAAGAGAAUGCUGCACUCGGAAUUUAUUGAUGGUCUUGUCGAUCCAACACGUAACGAAAAGAUUCUUGACGUUCCCAUGUCGCAUCGAGGAGCUCCCCCUCCUUUCGGUCUUAUGGAUGACGGCAAUGACGCCUGGAAUAAUACCUCGGCACAAUACGACUGGCCACAUGGACUAUCACGAGAACAAUGGUCCGACUUGAACUGGGGUCUUCUUCAUCACGCCCUCACUUGGACCGAUGAACACCAUGAGGCAGAUGGUAAGAUUGCACUCAUAGCCGCUGAACAAGGCUGCAAACUUUGGGUUGCGAUAUUCCCUUCACUAGCCUUCCGUCGCAACCAGGUGGGUAAGUUUUUCGAUGAAGCCCUCAAUAUCAGUGGCCCCAACGAGUGGAAAAAGAUGUCUGUGGGAUUUACUUUAGCUUUGCUACCGGGAGAUUGCUAUUUCCAGCCUGCUGGUGCUGUCCACGCUGUAUAUACCCUGGAGCCUAGCUUCACCCGAGGAUCGUCAUUUUGGUCAUUAGCCUGUAUGCAUCACGUCGAGGUUUCUUGCUUGUAUGAUGCCGAAGGAGGAAUUUGGUCGACCAAUCUUGACCAUGAUCCUGAGCGCGUGUAUGAAGGACUAGUUCGGAUGAUGUUGUACCUACCGACGCAUCCCGAUAAGCUCCGCUAUAAACGCAGCCUAGUAUCCUUCUUGCUUAUGAUCUUGGAUCCCGUGCCGUAUGUACCAACACAUCGCAGAGCAUACGGUUUUCCUCUGGGCAAGGAUAAAGCCGCCGAGAAAUAUUCGCUUAAGCUUCAUGAGCAGGCUUUGUCCCGUGCACUCAGGAGAGUUUCUCAGUGCAAGUGGGCUCUCCUGGCUCAGGAUUAUGCUAAAAGAGUUGCUGCAUUCAUUGGUUUACCUGGCGUGGAUGAUCUGAAACGAUUCCUGGGAACAGGCGCAGCCUUCUCCGAACCAGGUGAAAAGAUCUCCAUUUCCGAAGUUUUGAAUGAGAUAUUGCAAGAUGAGAAGAAGAUCCGGGAACAAGAAGAAGAAAAAGAGCGGCUCGAGGAGGCUGAGGUCGAAGAACAUCCGCCCAUACAAGUAAAGACACCGCAGCGAGGACGUAAGGGGGGAAGGAAAUAG
Messenger RNA from Desarmillaria tabescens, 1932 nucleotides. RefSeq lists its product as uncharacterized. The record is from RefSeq and is a predicted model, not a curated record. Lineage: Eukaryota; Fungi; Basidiomycota; Agaricomycetes; Agaricales; Physalacriaceae. The transcript is spliced from 7 exons. Bases 1 to 1932 code for a protein of 643 amino acids.